AAAGGACACAAAGUUCUCAUUAAAAUACCAUAACAGAGAAAGACAUAACAUAGUCAUUAAAAGACGAGACGUGGUCGAAAACCACCCAAGAGCAACGACAUAUGAAACGGAAAAGCCAUUGAAGAAGAACACAAGUAUAAUAGCGUCUAGUAUAUCUUACAUCAAAAUAUACUCGGAGUAUAGCGUAUAUCGAAAAAAACCCAUCGUCUUACGCCGGCAAGAAUGUAAACUAAAACGGCAGAAAAAAAUGAAAUCCUAGUGUUGAUUAGCACAUUAAGUCGAGACGAAAUCAAUUUUAUCCUACAGGGAGCGAGUACAACAGGUGUCCAUCACAGGACAUCACAAGAUUGAAGAUUCAUGACAAUACGUCUUGUCUACUGAAGAGCAGAAACAUUUAUAUGCUGAAGGUGAUCAGUAUAAAUUAGGUAUUGAUAUCCAACUGCGGUAGACAAGGUCACUGAAAUUCUAAGGGUGUUUUUUCGCGAAAUGGCGAAUGAUGAAGUCCGUUUAACCGUAGAGGUUAAGGAAGCGAAGUUUGAUCGUAAAACUACGAAAUGCCCUAAUAUCUGCAUUCCAUCAAGAAGUCCGCGUUGUUUGAUGAUCAGUGCAUUUCUUACUGUUUUUGCAAUUGGCUUGUUAAUUGGCUUCUUCACCAGAUCUCGUGUCUGUGAAAAUGACAAGGUUAACCAGCAAUAUAACACCGUGGAUCUGCGUAUGAAGUUGCAAAGUUUGCUUAACGCUCUAGAUAAGGAGGAAAUCAGAAGAACUUUAAGAUAUUUUUCACUUGAACCUCAUAUGGCAGGAUCGAAUCGCUCCAAGAGACUAGCGGAUGAGAUAAGUAGAAGAUGGAAAAACUAUGGUUUUCAUGUGGAUACAAUAGAAUAUGACGUGCUAUUACCUCAAGUUGAUGAUGACAGUCCAGAUUAUAUAGAGAUCAAAGACCGCAAUGGGAGCGUCAUUAUGAAACAUACAUUUGCCGCUGUGGGCAAGUCAGAUCCAAGCAGUAACAAAACAUGGACAAUACCUCGCUUUUUCUUCUACUCCCCAUCAGGCACAGCUGAAGGUGGUUUGCUUUACCUCAAUGACGCCAAGGAGAGAGAUUUUGAAGAUCUAAAGAAAUUGAAUGUCAGUUCAUGUAACGGAUCAGUUGUUCUCAUUCAGCAGGAUUUUCAAAGAAUGAUAGAACAGAUCCAAAACGCUUACAAGUGCAAUGCAUCCGGAGUCCUAUUUUUCGACAAAAAAGAAAAAAUGGAUCAAACUACAGGCAACAUGCCCGUCUAUCCAAAUGGAAUUCGAUUACCCGAAGAACAGCCGAUGGCAUUUGGUUUGUUGGAAAAUUGGGAGAUUGGCGACCCUUUGACACCGUACCUUCCCUCAAGCGAUGGAGUUUACAGACUGACAGAUUACGACUGGCCUGCAAAACUGCCAGUACAACGUGUCGAGUACGACAUUGCGUUGAAAUUAUUGAAACAAUUGGGAGGACAUCCGAUACCAGAGAAGUGGAAAAUACACUUAAACAGCAAGGAAAAUUAUCGCACAGGACCAACCCUGAUCAACAACUCGAAGUUACAACUGACUGUCAACUCCAAAGCAAAAACAACAAAGAUUUACGAUGUGAUUGGUACAGUUUACGGCAGCGAGGAGCCAGAUUCCUGGGUACUGGUUGGUAACCAUAGAGACGCCAUCACAUUCGGCGCAAUAGACGCUGUGAGUGGUACAUCUGGUAUGAUGGAGCUGUCACGUGCUAUCGGUGAGCUUUUGAAAACAGGUUGGAAACCAAAACGAACUAUAAAGUUAUGUAGCUGGGCAGCGGAGGAAAUGGGGAUCAUCGGCUCGACAGAAUAUGUCCAAGAUAACAAGAAAAUUCUCCAAGAAAGAGCUGUGGCUUAUAUCAAUAUUGACAUGAUGGUUCAUGGAAAUGGCAGUCUGAGAGCCACCGGUAAUCCUCUUACGAGAGAUCUAGUGUACACCCAGUCUCAAAAAGUUUUAGAUCCUCACGGGCCUAAAGAAACUAUAUAUUCAAUAUGGAAGAAAGGGAGACCAGACAAAGGGAAUGAUAGACCUCAGUAUAAUACCGUCAGCCUUGGAUCUGAUUAUAUUCCUUUUUACGAAAUGGCAGGUGUGCCAAGUAUUGACCUCCAAUACGGAAGUGUUCCCUUCAAGUUACCCCGUGCCUAUCAUACAGUGUACGAUACCUAUCACCUGAUAUCCAUGUUUGAUCCCCAAUUCAAGUUUCACCUUGCUCAAACGAAACUUACAGCGAGGAUAGUAUACGAACUCUCGAACUCCCCAAUUAUUCCUUUCAACAUCAACUCAUUCACCAGUUCAUUACAUGCAAUAGCGAACAGAACCAAAGAUCAUUACGAGAAACAACUAAAGCAGCAUAAUAUCACCCUGAGUAAACUCUUUGAAGAAGUAAAGGCCUUACAAAGAGCGGGAAAGAAAUUUGAACAGAUGAAGAAUGACUCCAAAUCAAAUAGCGAAAGAGUUCGACAAAUAAACCGCCGCAUGAUAGCUUUUAACAAGAUCUUCAUCUCACCCAAGAAAAUCCCAAGUAGACCGAGCGAAAUGAGGAAUCUCGUUCUUGGCAUCUCGCAAAACUGGAUUUACCCUAAAAUCACUCUGACUGGUAUAUCUGAUGCGGUCAUUGCAGCGCGAACGUCUGGAAGAUGGGAAAUUGUUAAGGAGCAAAUAUCGCUAACCGAACAUGCAAUCAUACAAGCAAGGCGCUCACUCGAAAUGCCGCAAGAUAAUGUCAAACUCUAAAAACGUCUUGGAACAAUGCCUUAAAAAUUAGUAGCGUGAAAUCUCGAAUCCGUAGUUCGUUUAUAUAUAUAUAU
Messenger RNA from Dendronephthya gigantea, 2840 nucleotides. Its product is annotated as putative N-acetylated-alpha-linked acidic dipeptidase. NCBI's taxonomy places the organism in Eukaryota, Metazoa, Cnidaria, Anthozoa, Malacalcyonacea, Nephtheidae. The transcript is spliced from 7 exons. The coding region runs from base 487 to 2766 and encodes 759 amino acids. Gene Ontology annotation, molecular function: carboxypeptidase activity. The record is from RefSeq and is a predicted model, not a curated record.